Messenger RNA from Poecilia latipinna (sailfin molly), 1335 nucleotides. It is a transcript of the gene anxa5b, whose product is annotated as annexin A5b. Lineage: Eukaryota; Metazoa; Chordata; Actinopteri; Cyprinodontiformes; Poeciliidae. The record is from RefSeq and is a predicted model, not a curated record. Gene Ontology annotation, biological process: negative regulation of coagulation. The coding region runs from base 115 to 1068 and encodes 317 amino acids. The transcript has 13 exons. Gene Ontology annotation, cellular component: nucleus; cytoplasm; plasma membrane. Gene Ontology annotation, molecular function: calcium ion binding; calcium-dependent phospholipid binding; phosphatidylserine binding.
UGUUAGUGGGUUUCCUCCUCCCGUCCUUCUCUCCUCUCUGCAGGCUGCGCUCGGAGCUUCUCCUGACGGCUACAGCUCAGCGAUCAUCUUGAAAAACCUCCGAAGAUCUUCAAAAUGGCCAGCAGAGGAACUGUUAAAGCCAGUGCUAACUUCAACGCCAGUGCAGAUGCUGAAGUUCUGCAAAAAGCCAUGAAAGGAUUGGGGACCGACGAGGAUGCCAUCCUGCAGCUGCUGACUGCUCGCAGCAACGCCCAACGGCAGGAGAUCAAGGCGGCCUACAAGACUCUGUUUGGAAAGGAUCUGGUGGACGACCUGAAGGGAGAGCUGGGCGGUAAAUUCGAGACGCUGAUCGUGGCUCUUAUGACUCCGCCUCUCACCUACGACGUGACAUGCCUUCGGAAUGCCAUCAAGGGGGCAGGAACAGAUGAGAAGGUUCUGGUGGAGAUACUUUCCUCUAGAACAGCUCAGCAGGUGAAGGACAUAGUCGCUGCUUACAGACAAGAGUAUGACGACGACUUGGAGGAGGAUGUAUGUGGGGACACAUCGGGUCACUUCAAGAGACUCCUGGUGAUUCUGCUUCAGGCAAACAGGCAGACGGGAAUCCAGGAGGGCAACAUCGAAGCUGAUGCUCAGGCUCUGUUUAAAGCAGGAGAGGAGAAGUACGGGACCGACGAACAGUCGUUCGUUACCAUCCUGGGAAACCGGAGCGCCCAGCACCUGAGGAAAGUGUUCGAUGCCUACAUGAAGAUGUCUGGCUAUGAGAUGGAGGAGAGUAUUCAGAGGGAAACAUCUGGAGGCCUGAAGGACCUGCUCCUGGCAGUGGUGAAGUGUGCCAGGAGCGUUCCAGCCUAUUUUGCGGAGACUCUUUACUACGCCAUGAAAGGAGCAGGGACAGACGACAACACCCUCAUUAGAGUGAUGGUGAGCCGCAGUGAAGUCGACUUGCUAGACAUCCGAGCUGAAUUCAGGAAGAUGUUUGCCUGCUCUCUGCAUUCAAUGAUCAAGGGAGACACCGGCGGUGACUACAGAAAGGCUCUGCUGUUGCUCUGCGGCGGAGACGAUGCGUAACUCCACCAGCAGGAACCUGGAGCGCCUCCUCAUAUAAACUUAUCUUGUUUUGAGUGAGAGAGCAUAUCCAUCAGGUCUUAUGAAACCAAAUAGUCUUUGGAAGGUAGCUAACAUUUUGUCCACAUUAAUGCAGUCUUUUCUACUAAUAUUAUUCAUUUACAAAACCGAAGGACCAGAUUCGUUGUUUUUCUUUGCACUUUGUAUGUCGGAACCAACAUAUGCAACUUUAAAUGUUCCACUGAAUAAAGAUCGACUGAGUUGAUUGAU